ACUAGGAGCUGGGAAAACCGUAGGCCAGGCAAGUACGAGGGAUUACUGAGAUAGGGGAGUGGGAUGUCUGGUCAUUGUAGGUUUCAUUGCGAACUGCGGAGUAAGGAGACCAAGGAUAAGCGCGCGAUGACGCGAAGGAGAACGUUUCUUGAAGAUCGCCCCCUGGGCAUUGAGCCACCCAGGGAAGUAGAGGGUGGGGUAGAAGUUAGCCUGCCGGCCGUGAACGAAGGAUGGCACYCGGUGGCGGAUUGGGUCGGGGUUGAGCUUAUGGAAAAUAUGGUUUACCUGGUAACGAGGGUCAAGUGGCGCUCAGAUGAGCGUGGGGAAUGGAACCCGGACCCGCAGGGGCAUGUGCGUGCGGAAGGGCGAUUGUAUGUGUCGGAGGACGGGUGGCGGGAGUUCGGAGUCCGGUUGGCAUCAGAAAAGGAUCCAUUGAGUAUGUUUGAAGGGGCAUGGCAGUUAGUGUGGAGGGCAGGGUUUGAAUUUGCGGAUCCGGGAUUUGAUGACGUAACGGCAGACCUUAGGUUAGCUAGGGUCGAAAGUUUUGAAUUGCCUAGCGAAAACAUUUGGAUGAGGUUGCCGCCUUUUCUGCUGGAAAGGCUAGGCGGACUGGAGCUUGUCAGACAGGCGGUUGCCGACCUCGCUAGUCUGACAUACGAAGACGCGAUGGUACACCGAGAAUACUAUCGGGCCUUCCUAGAAAUAGGGCCGUUCAGCGGAGAGCAGAGGUAUGAGGUAUUGCGAAUCUUGCGCGCGAUGUUUACCACUAGGCCAAGGGCCCCAGUUGUUAGCAAUGGGGUUCUGUGGGGCAUUGUCCGACGGGAAAUAAGUCGGGGGAUGUACCGGUUAUAUGAGCCGACGGAAGUAGUAACAGGCCGGCUAGGUAAAGAAAUGGCGUCACAAGAACAGGACGACAACCAGCAGAACAGAGGGAGUCAGGGUACGAAUAGGGAUGAGAAACAGAACGAGGGGUCAGAUCAGGAAUCAGCAAAGCCAGAAGAGACCAAAGAAGAAGGGAAGGGCCUCUCCACCGGGGAAAGUUCACGAAAAGUUGGGGGUAGCAAAAGGGGACCGCAGGAGAAUAGGGAAGGGAGGGACGAUGAAAAGGGGAGUCCUCGGAACUCCGGAGGAACCACGCCCAAGAAAGCGAAAGUCUCCAAUGCACGCCGCAAAUUGGCAGAAAUAGAAAGGCGGACCGCAGAAUAUAAGGCAAGACUUAUUGAACAAAUGAUGAUCGGGAAUGAAGAGGAUCCCCAGGGGGAAGGAUCGCGAGAGGGACGCAGGACCAGUCAGGGCGAAGCCAGGUACGGAGCAAAAGAUAACAGCCAUAAGGGAACACUCAGCAAGAAGGGGAAGGAAAAGGGGGAGUCCCCGGCUAUAGAGGCAGAAAAGGCCACCACCCCGCCGGCUAUCGAUAGCGGCGCUAGUCGUCUGCCCGCCACAUCCAAAGCAACGAAGGGAUGCGAUGGACCUUGGAGUCUCAGAGAGAGGGUGUUAGGCUGGUUUGAUCCGGAGGGAACAAUGAAAACCGGGGAAAAGCACAAGGAAGGCAGGGAAGGAGAGGGGAAUAAUGCGGUCGGUGAGGCGGGUAGCUCUGAAGGGGGACUUAAAAGGAUAGUAGCCACCCUCACUCGGGCGCUGAAUAAGAAUCAGGGGUAUCUCGCAGACGCAAAGAAGAAACUCACUUUCAAUGGGGCAAACAUCACGGAAUUCCUGAUAGAUUACGAGAACCUGACAGCCUUACUAAAAUGGACUGAGGAAGAAAAGAUGGACCACCUAGGGCAGCACGUAUCCUUGAGCUUAGGAAGGGACAUUAUGGCUAUCGUCUCCUCUAGUGGAUCCUGGAAGGAAACCCGGAAUGAGAUGAUGAGAAAGUACCUGAAGGCGAAAAAAAUGGCUACAGAGGCUGAAUUGGCGGCAAUCCAAAGGAGAAACUAUGCAACUUACAAUGACUUUCUGAGGGCGUUCACUCUAGCGCAGGUGUCCCGACCCGCUCUCCCGCCCCAAGAGGCUGUAGUCCCGGCAGCCGUGGCAAACCGGGGGUAUGGCAGAAGGGAUCCGGCCAAUGAGCAAUGCAGGUCCCUUAAGGGUGAGAUUCUCGGACCCCAGGGAGAGCGCGUAAAUUGGAAUUCGCCAGGAGGAAUGCGGCGUGCCGUCAUCGUCCUCAAUAACUUGGAUAUAGCCGCCGUAGAAGCAGAGCCGGUAGCCGAUAUUGUCUGGGACCAACCAAGGGGACGUGGGCCACAGGCCAAUUUCAUCCUAGAAGGCAAUGGGCAGGACAGGGUAAACAUCACCACCCGACGGGCCAGUGCGGAAAAGAAGCUUAUUCGAGACACGGUAAUGGAAGAGGUUGCUGGGACUGGCGCAGACCAGGAAGAGACUGAGACCGGGGAACAGGAGAAGGUCUACGGGAAGGUAAGGGAAGAGGAGCCGAUAGACAAAGUUGCGGCGACAAAGAAGAAGUUCAGGUAUCGAAUUCCGAUCCUAACCUCGCCCGAAAUCGAUGGCACCCUGAGUAAGAUGCUGGGUACCAUGGUAUCAGUAUCCUUCCAGACCAUGCUGCAAGCCAGCCCAAGGCUGCUUAAAGGACUCAGGCAGUUGCUAACGCGCAAGCGCAUAGAGGUAGAGAAGGCCCUGGAACCACAGGAGCAGGAAACAGAAGAGCCCGAGACGCCGCAAGGGGUCUCCAACCUCCAACGAAUUCCCGGAGAUCUUGAGGACCUGGAAAAGGCCUUUGCAGACAUCCGCCUAAGCCUACCGGACCGAGAAGGGGGUGAAGUCAUGAGGGGGUCGCCCGGGACGAAGCUUAGCUUCCAUGCCUUGCCCGUAGGAAAGCUGAAGGUCCAAACCGGAACCCACCACACAAAUGCAUUAGUGGACGGCGGUGCGGAAAUUACCCUCAUACGACGGGAUUUUGCAACAGUUACAAGCUGCAUCGUAAACAAGGAAGUGAUGGGGAGUAUCCGGGGAGCUGGCGGGGAGAAUCCCUUUGCAGGGUACGUUACGAAAUCCGCAGUCAGGGCGGGGAUCAUGGAAUCAAUCUGGUCCUUCCAGCGGAUGACCGUGAUGAACGAAAUGGACCAUGACAUAAUUCUCGGAAGACCGUGGUGUGCCAAUGUAGAGAUGAUAGGUAUGCAUCUGCACGAUGGCACAUACAUGGUAGACAUAGAGGACCCAGUGACCGGCCGCGGAGAACUCCUCCGACUACUUGGGACCGGAGGCGAUCCGCCGAAAGGCAAAUUGGCAACUUGGUCGCCGACAUUCGCACGAAUGGAAGGAAUGAGGGAAAGGGUAGAAAUCAUGAUUGAGGAAGCCUUUAGCAAGAAGGAGUGGAUCAAGAUAGGUCUACCUAUGAAGAAGAGGAGGCAAGAGGACGAGGCCCUGGAAGUUAUGGUGGCAGAAAAAGAGUCGAAAGUCGAACUUGGGGCCAACCUGCCCAAACUAAAGGAGGGUCGGAACGAAACACCAGAGGUGGUGCUUGAAAUCCCACACUUGUUACAACUCGUUAAAGCCAUUGGGUACCACAAGGUGGGGGUGGACCCCGCAGCGCUCGCUAAAUUUGAAGACGGGGUCCGAAAGGGCUACUGUUUGAACGGGAAGCUGGUCAGCAUCCAGCCCCGCGUCCUGGAGAUAGCAGAGCCUAUCCGCGGAAUGAUUAGAGAAGGUGGUACUAUGGAAUGGACCGAGGAUAGAGAAGCGGCAGCCCAGACCCUUAAAGACAUCGUGUCUUCCGAUCAGGUCACCCUAGCAGCACCCUGUUUCAACGAUGAGGUAGGACGGCCCUUCAUCUUAGAAACAUAUGGGGGACCACUGGCAGUUGGAGGAGUGCUGAUACAGAAAAGCGAGGAAGGCAAGGAAAGGCCAAUUAAAUUUGAAAGUAGAACCUUGAAUUCGGCAGAACGGCGCUACUCACAGUUCAAGAAAGAAGUCUUAGCGAUCCUACAUUGCCUUAAGACCUUUCAGGCAUACCUGUUCGGAAGGCGGUUUAUCCUGAGGAUCGAUCCAACCAACGUUGCCGGGGCACUAAAAAACUAUAAGCCUAUAGAUCCGACAGUCGGCAGAUGGAUAGGCCUCAUAUGGCAAUUCGACUACAAGGUCGAACGAAUUGCGGGACUUCGAAACAGGGCAGACGGGUUGAGUAGGGUGUGUAUCACGCCGGAAGGGAUAGAAGACGCGGAGCCAAUUGACGCUUUCCUGGAAUACGAAGGAGGGACCCUUGUCGUGGACAAUGAGAUGGCGGACACCGUGUCGACAACGGGUCAACUGUUGAUCCAGACUUUGGAAAAGGGCGCACCUGCGGUAGUUGCGGAACUCAGGRAAGGACCAGUCACCACGAUUAGACGCAAGCAUGAGAAGGAUUCGUGGGGAGCAAUGAUGGGGCCAAAGGAACAGCUGAUGGCAAUGGUUGUCGAAGGGGGUCGGGAGGCUGUGAUGAAUUUGGUAGAAACUUGGACGCAAAGAGAGCGGCAAUAUCUAGUGAACCAGGCUCAGGAGGAGUACAUCCUGGAUGCAAGGGAUAACCUCAGUGGCUACGUAGAGGCGGUAGCACUCAAGAGAAAGACAGGGAAGGGAGUGGCCGAUUGGAUAGAAGACUUCUAUCUUAGGCACCCCUUUGUGCGUAGGUUCAUAGCGGGCAAUGGAACGGAGUUCGUCAACCAGGAGGUGUUGGGCAGGCUUAAGGCACUAUGCGUACCUAUCAAGAUCAUCGAGCCAUAUCACCCUGAGGCCAAUGCACCAAUAGAAAGGGGACACCGGGCAUUGAAGAACACAAUUGCCAAGUUGGCAGUGGAUGACUUGGGAAACUGACCUCGAUACCUUAAGCAGGCAGUCUUCUCGGAGAACAUGACGCCGAAAAGGACUACGGGAUGCAUCCCGACAGAACUCUGGUAUGGGAGGGAGAUCGAUUUCCCGGUGGAAGCCCUGGUUCCUACCUGGAACAGGCUAAAUGACAAUCCGCACAUGUCUACGAAUGAACUAGUUGCCGCGCG
Chara braunii is the source of this 4988-nucleotide messenger RNA. Lineage: Eukaryota; Viridiplantae; Streptophyta; Charophyceae; Charales; Characeae. The record is from the annotation of a GenBank genome assembly.